UUCAUUGAAGCGUCACCAGUGGACUGUGGUGAUGGUAAGAUGGACAGUAUUUAAACAGCCCAGAAGCGCUCAUCACCAGUCAGCCACAGAAGCAAGCUUGGAGUCAAGAUGCCAAACUGGGGAGGAGGAGCCAAAUGUGCAGCCUGUGAGAAGACAGUGUACCAUGCAGAGGAGAUCCAGUGUAAUGCAAGGAGCUUCCACAAGACUUGCUUCAUCUGUAUGAGCUGCAGAAAGGGGCUGGACAGUACAACAGUUGCAGCGCAUGAGUCUGAGAUUUACUGCAAGUCCUGUUAUGGCAAAAAGUAUGGGCCGAAAGGAUACGGGUACGGGCAAGGAGCUGGUGCUCUGAGCUCUGAUCCUCCUGGACAGGACGCAGGCCCUCAGCCUCAUGACUCCAAACCUCGACCAGCCUCCUCAAAAUCCACCGCCAAUAAAUUGUCCCAGAAGUUUGGAGGUUCAGAUCGCUGCCCUCGAUGCUCCAAAGCAGUCUAUGCAGCAGAGAAGGUGAUGGGAGCAGGGAAGCCUUGGCAUAAAACCUGCUUCCGCUGCGUUCUGUGUGGUAAAAGCCUCGAGUCGACCACAGUGACAGAUAAGGAUGGAGAGCUGUACUGCAAAGUUUGCUAUGCCAAAAACUUUGGCCCCAAAGGAUUUGGACUCGGGAACGCUGCAAUGCUGGAGGAACGACAGUAAAAACAUGCUUUUAAUAAGCCUCCCACUCAUCAUGCGGCAGCUGUCUCAGGCGAGACAGACGUUCAGCUUUGCUCUGCUGUAAAUUCAAAGUUAUUUUUAAAAUUGGCUAAAUUGUUCUUGUGAUGGUUCAGUGCAGAAUAAAAGCAUUUUAUUACAUUAAAAUUGGUUUUAAUGCAGUUUAUUAAAAAACAUCUUGAAAGACUAAGAGCAGAGAGUAACAACAAGAGCUCAACAGCUUUCUGUUGUCUUUGUUACAUAUUAUAGUUUUGAUGAUAACAAACGUGCCUGAAUGUAUUUCGUCCCCUGUUAUUGUUGUGGUGCAAAGACUUUUCUUGCUAAACUGAAUUACUACAUCUUAUUUGCAUUCAUAAUUCUGUGCGCCCCCUUAAUAGAAAUAUCAAAUCAGCAAGCGAUUAACAAAUACAAUGAGUUAAUAUUUCCGGAACAAUUAUGUGUGGGCAGGCAAGCAGAGAGCGACACUGGAUGACUCGUUGAACCAACAUUACAGCGGCUAUCUUGUAUUAUUGAAUUAACGGAGCUGACGACACACAGAAAAAACAUUCAUCAGAUAAAAGUGUCUCCAAAUCAUGGCUUACAUUAAAUUUUAACAGAGUUACCUGUAA
Messenger RNA from Oreochromis niloticus (Nile tilapia), 1313 nucleotides. It is a transcript of the gene csrp3, whose product is annotated as cysteine and glycine-rich protein 3 (cardiac LIM protein). Gene Ontology annotation, molecular function: actinin binding; structural constituent of muscle. The transcript is spliced from 6 exons. NCBI's taxonomy places the organism in Eukaryota, Metazoa, Chordata, Actinopteri, Cichliformes, Cichlidae. Gene Ontology annotation, biological process: cardiac muscle contraction; muscle tissue development; sarcomere organization. Bases 109 to 690 code for a protein of 193 amino acids. Gene Ontology annotation, cellular component: Z disc; nucleus; cytoplasm. The record is from RefSeq and is a predicted model, not a curated record.